UUCAAGUGGAAAAUAUAUUGAAUAAAUUACCUAUUAUAUAUCCACUAAAUCUCCGGAUAUCCGGUUGUCACCUAUAGGAUGAGAAAACUACUUUUGUUAUUGGCUUGUUGACAACAGUUUGGCCAAUUGAAUCAGGUUUUACCGACCCAUUUUUAUUCCUGGACAAGAAGUGCGACACGAAAAGUUAAUCUGCAAGUUUGUUCAUCUUUCCAGAACAUAAGGGUCAAAAACAAACAUCAUGGACAACACAAGCUCUUCCAUUGGCGUGGAUCCAGAAGAUUUUUCAUCUGUUACUCAAGUGUACAUGGAGUAUGAUAACGAUGAUGAUUGUAGUAUUGGAAAUUCCUCUUGCUCGAGAUUUGAAGACAGUAAUGGUCAUCACCUCGGAAACGACAUGUCGGGUCCCAGUCAUGGGAAAAACUUCGAUGAUGAUGAAAGUCGAUAUAUCCACAACACCAUAUCAGAUGACAGGAUAGAGAUGAGCAUUAAUCCUGGGAUGAGAGGCGUCCCAGCCAAUUUCAACCCUUCACACGCCACCAUCACUGUAGAAAGUUGUGACCCAGAUACCAAGGAAAAGGAGGUCAGAAGGUUUCAGUGUGAUUACAGAGGAUGUGCGCGGACCUACAGCACAGCAGGAAAUCUUAGAACACACCAGAAGACACACAAAGGUGAAUACACAUUUAUCUGUGACCAGCAUGGGUGUGGAAAAGCCUUCUUAACUUCCUACAGUCUAAAGAUACAUGUACGGGUCCACACGAAAGAAAAGCCGUACGAAUGUGAAGUCAAAGGAUGUGCCAAAAACUUUAAUACCUUGUACAGAUUACGCGCUCAUCAAAGAAUACACACCGGCGACACAUUUGACUGUAAUGAGGAUGGUUGUACCAAAUAUUUUACUACGUUAAGUGAUUUACGGAAGCACAUACGGACACACACAGGCGAAAAACCAUAUCAGUGUGAUGAAAAUGGGUGUGGAAAGGCAUUUGCAGCCAGUCAUCAUUUAAAGACCCAUCAACGGACUCAUACAGGAGAGAAGCCUUAUGCGUGUCAUGAAGAUGGGUGUUCUCGGGCAUUUUCCACAUCAUACAGUCUGAAAACUCACAAAACCAAGCAUGAGAAAUCACAGGGGGAACAGGACAACACGGCCACCAUUUUCAGUGAAGAUGGACGAUUUCAGUACAACAUCUCAGAUAAUGUCCGGUAUAGGACAGAGGGCAUCCUGAAUACUUUAGGUCUGCUUGAAAUGGGAGACCAGUGUGAACCUAACUCUAAUGACUAUGUAGACAGACCAGCCAUUACAGACAUCGUGGACAUACUGAAGGACACGGACAACUGUAACAUGUGUGUCUAUAACCACGCCCACCAACCGGUGACGUCCGAUACCCAAGUCAGCUACACCAAUCAACAGCAGCAAGUCUUCACGGAACUCAACAAAUCCAAUUCUCAACAACCGGAGAAGGACAUGGUUCAGUUAACACCGGUGCCAGCCAUCCCUGUUAAUCUCCCAGUGGUUCAGGACAUUCACUGUCUACAAAACUCGGCUCCAAAUCUGCAGUCCCUGGAAGCUCAGCAAAUGUCGAUUCCUGAGGUCCAGACGACACCAAAGGGGGACAACUCACUACAGACCGUCACCGCUUUACCGGUACUACAGAGCAGUGGUGACGUAGUAAACAACUCAGCCAUGUUUGUGGAACACUAUCUGAUUACGAAAGUGAUUGAGAAAACUCCAGCUGGACAGCAGGUGAAGUCCGAAAGCACUCUCCAACUCACUCCAAGUAUACAGACACAACAAGUUAUGGAUGGGUGUCAGGCGGUCGUCGACCUUUCUACAACAAGUGGUAGUAUCAACAUCACUCCUCCGAACAUCUCUCCUCCAAAUCAGCCACCUGGACAGUUCAUCAACACCAGUCCGAUAAAUCCAAAUGCUCAGGUCAAAAAUGAACGGGACUUCAUCACUAUGAACCCUCCUGGCCCCUCUGCAGUAACACCACCUGCUAACACCAUACAUCAAGUGGAGAGAGGAAUUUUCAAUGAGUUCAACACCAGCACUUCAACACAUCAGGAGAACUCAAACAAUAAAUUGGUAAUCCCAGCGGAACUGAAUGUUAGAAUGGAGCAUAUUCCGGCUAUCAUAGCUGCUAAUCCAGACAAGAAAAUCACGAUUUUGCCCUCCAAUGAUGGCAGAUCGCAGCCCUCUGUUGUCAAGAUCUCUUCAGACAAAGGCUACAUAGAAUUACCUUGUGGAAUGGAUGGGAAACUGGUCACGACGCCGAAUUAUGCCCUGACCUCGGCAAAUGUGAUCAAUAUUACUUAGAUUUGGACAAAAUCGUACCUCAAUAUUGCUUUAGAUAGUUGAAUAAUUUAAUUGUGUGUGAUAUUAAUCUGUUUAUUGUUGAUUUUUCAUGAACUCUUGAAGUUCUUCUAGUUAUUCUGUAAUAUCUAUUAAUUGUUAAUGAUUUCAGAUGAGAUUUGUUUUAUAAUAAAAGUGCUUUCCAUGGAAUGAUAAUAAAGGAUAUAUAGAAUGA
This is a messenger RNA of Ostrea edulis (European flat oyster), 2522 nucleotides long. Its product is annotated as zinc finger and BTB domain-containing protein 24-like. Gene Ontology annotation, molecular function: DNA-binding transcription activator activity, RNA polymerase II-specific; RNA polymerase II cis-regulatory region sequence-specific DNA binding. The transcript has 11 exons. NCBI's taxonomy places the organism in Eukaryota, Metazoa, Mollusca, Bivalvia, Ostreida, Ostreidae. Gene Ontology annotation, biological process: positive regulation of transcription by RNA polymerase II; central nervous system development. Gene Ontology annotation, cellular component: nucleus. The coding region runs from base 239 to 2311 and encodes 690 amino acids. The record is from RefSeq and is a predicted model, not a curated record.